AUGACGAGACUUUUCAACGCCCUAAUCCGCACCCACCACAUCACUUCACGCAAAAAGAUUCAGCGUCUUCGGAAAGCAGCGACCGAACAUUCUGUUCAUUAUGUGUUAAUUCGGAGUGGCGGUGCUCCAGGCAUCAUGUACGCCGAGGCCGUCGAAGAGGCGUCUGUUCGGGAAUGGGUGGAUGCGGUACAGGCUCUCCGCUACAAGGACUUUCGUUGCGUCUUCAAACCAGCUCCCGCAGCGGCUGAGAUUGCACAAGCUGGAUUCCAAGAGGUUGGCGCUGUUUCCGAGUUUGCCAAGGAGAUGGAGAGGAGGGGCCUUGGGAGUUGGUGGCGCCGAGGGAUGGGUUACGAGUGA
This is a messenger RNA of Pyricularia oryzae 70-15, 357 nucleotides long. RefSeq lists its product as uncharacterized. The transcript has a single exon. Lineage: Eukaryota; Fungi; Ascomycota; Sordariomycetes; Magnaporthales; Pyriculariaceae. The record is from RefSeq and is a predicted model, not a curated record. The coding region runs from base 1 to 357 and encodes 118 amino acids.